Diaporthe batatas is the source of this 1852-nucleotide messenger RNA. RefSeq lists its product as uncharacterized. The coding region runs from base 49 to 1785 and encodes 578 amino acids. Lineage: Eukaryota; Fungi; Ascomycota; Sordariomycetes; Diaporthales; Diaporthaceae. Gene Ontology annotation, molecular function: oxidoreductase activity; heme binding. The transcript is spliced from 4 exons. The record is from RefSeq and is a predicted model, not a curated record.
GUGGUACGGUGGGGGGCUGGGAUCCAUCUCGGGAUCCAUGGCAGAUCGAUGGCUGAGCUUGCCGACCUGCCAGCCAGCCCGGGGGCAUCUCUCGCCGAACGUUGCCUCAUUCCGAGCGGCCAUGUUGUGCAUUCCUUCCUAUUAUUCUGUGCCAUCUCCCGUUGUCUUUGGCAGCUGGUCUUCUUCCCUUGUCGAGUUGAGAGGACAGCAACAGAGAAGAGAGCCACCAUGUCCAAGGAGUUUACGGUAGAAGAGGUCGCACAGCACACCUCCAAGGAGAGCUGCUGGGUCAUCCUCUACGGCAACGUCUACGACGUGACCGACUUCCUCUCAGAACACCCCGGCGGGUCCAACAUCAUCCUCAAGCUCGCCGGCAAGGACGCAACCCGCGAGUACGACCCAGUCCACCCCCCCGGCACCAUCGAGGAGAACCUCAAGCCCCAGGCAAAACUCGGCCGUGUCAACGCAGACAGCCUGGCACGCGCCAGCUCCUCGCCGUCACAACAACCGCCAGCUGCCGCCGCCCAGUCCAACGCCGUCGAGAAAUAUGUCCGCCCUCCACUCGACCACCUCCUCAACCUCGACGAGAUAGCCGACGCCGCCCAACGCCUUGUCAGCGACAAGUGCAGGGCAUACUACUACUCCGCCUCCGACGACCUCUUCUCAAAGUCCUACAACAACGCCGUCUACCGCAACAUCCUGCUGCGCCCCCGCGUCUUUGUCGACUGCACCGCCUGCGACACCUCCACCAGCCUGCUGGGCCAGUUGGGCGUCAGGACCCCCGUCUUCGUCUGCCCGGCCGCCAUGGCCCGGCUCGCACACCCCGAUGGUGAGGCUGGAAUCGCAAAGGCCGCCGGCUACUUCGGCGCCUGCCAGGUCGUGUCCAACAACGCGAGCCAGACCCCCGAGCAGAUUGUCCAGGGCGCCCAGGAAGGCCAGGUAUUUGGCUGGCAGCUGUACGUCCAGAACGAGCGGCGCAAGAGCGAGGCCAUGCUGGCCCGCAUCAGGAAGCUCUCCAAGUUUUACAAGUUCAUCGUGCUGACCCUGGACGCCCCCGUCCCGGGGAAGCGAGAGAUGGACGAGCGCCAGGGGAUGGUCGACACCGGCGCCCCGGCCGAGUCCCAGGUCGACUACCCCGCCAUCGGCGGCGCCAAGAAGGACGCCGGUCCCGUCGGCGUCGGCCAGGCAAUGUUCUGGGGCACCGCCGCAGACCUGACCUGGAAAACGACGCUGCCCUGGCUCAAGGAGCACGCCCCAGACUUGCCCGUCGUGCUCAAGGGCGUCCAGACACACGAGGACGUCUUCCUCGCAUACAAGUACGCCCGCCAGAAUCCCGGCACCCUGCGCGCCGUCAUCCUCAGCAACCACGGCGGUCGCGCCCUGGACACUGCCCCUCCUGCCGUGCACACCCUCCUCGAGUGCCGAAAGUUCUGCCCCGAGGUCCUGGAGAGCAACGAGUUCGAGGUCUGGGUCGACGGGGGCAUCCGAAGGGGCACGGAUGUUGUCAAGGCGCUGUGUCUGGGCGCGAGGGCGGUAGGCAUUGGUCGCGCACCGCUCUGGGGGCUUGGCGCCGGUGGCUGGCAAGGUGUCUAUCGGACCUUUGAAAUCCUCCAGGCGGAAAUGGAGACAUGUAUGAGGCUGCUGGGGGCCAAGAACAUCGAUGAGCUGGGCCCCAGAUUUAUCAAUUCACGCUCGGUCGAGAGGGACAUAUUUGAUGGGGAGCCGGGUCUUGACAAGAACGGCCUCUGGGAAAAGGCCGCUUCAAUUGCCAGGUCGAAGCUGUAAAUAUGAGGACGUUUGAAAGAAAGAAAAAGGAACAACUAAUAAAUUAUAUACCAAGUGGCCUCAUUUA